Messenger RNA from Symbiodinium necroappetens, 2556 nucleotides. The record is from the annotation of a GenBank genome assembly. Lineage: Eukaryota; Dinophyceae; Suessiales; Symbiodiniaceae.
GAUCUCGAGUUCGACACCGAUGAUGGCGCAUCGGCCGUGUCGCUAUCCCUCCUCUCAGGAAGUAGUCUUGGAGGUGCAGGCACCAAGAAGAAGCGAUUGAGCGAUGCAUCACUUGCAUCAACAAACUCCGUCGCCUCUUCUAAGCGUGGCCGAAAGGAAGUUCAGAAGGAGUGCUUGAUUCCCACAUGUGAUGAGAUCAAAAAGCCAGGCUCGAAGUUUUGCAGGCAUCACCAUUGUCAUUGCGACAAUGCGAAGUAUGCGGCAUCCAAGGUAAGUGAGGAACAAAGGCAAGCCGUUGUCGAGGGCUUCAAGGAUGAUGCCAAGGCGGUUGAGAUGGUCGAGGAGUGGUCCCAACGAAACAUUGCCUCGCCUCUCUUCAAGCAGGGUGUCUGCGACUGGAGUGAGUGGAAUGCUCGCUUUGGGCUUCGUGUUUCAAUCAAAGAGGGGGCUAAAACCAAGCCGUAUGAGAAGCGGGAAUAUAUCAUUCGCCAGGUGUCCAAAUUUGGCCGCACCGAAGAGCAGGCCAAGAGCUUAUGGAACGAGGCCGAGGCAAGUUCAUGCCGACGAGAUCAUGGUGGUUUCCAGGGGCAGCUCCGACUAUGGUUGGCGAAAGAAGAAUAUGAAGACAAAUCGAAAGAGCGCUUUGUCGACGAGUCUGCCUUGGAGGGCACCAACCGCAAGAAGAAGAUGAAGGACAAGGACCGAGAUGCCAUGAGAAUGCAUGUCCAUGAAUUGAAGACUGGCUUCGGUCACAAGUUCUUUCAAGGCCAGUCCAGCGUGGCCACUUCCGAGCGGCCGAGCUGGCAAGGUGGCGGUCCUUCGGCCGUCUUCGACGAUGAUUCCGAUGCAGAGGAUAGAGGCAGCCAGCCGGGAUCCCCAGCCGGCCAAGCCCCUGCAGCUGCAAGCGCAUCCAUGCAGCCGGCGAAGGAGAAGUCGACCAAGAAAGACGUGCCGACAACUUUGGAGGACAGUGACGACGAGGAGGGCUUUCUGAAGGCUUGCAAGUCCUCCAAGAAGAAGGUUCCGUUGCUCAAUGCCAAGACCGCGUUCGUUUCCAAGAUGACGGCCGAGCUUUCCUCUAAGACUGCUGAUUUGCAGCGGCAUGUGACAAUGGCUAAGGAUAGGCUCCAAGAGCACACGGCGGCGAUUGCCAAGGCACCUCUUAGCGAGACAGACAAGAUGGCCCGGGACAUGUACAUCAAGCGAGCACAUGUGCACCUGGUUUGCGUGUUGGAGUGGCAGGGGGAGACCGUGCCGAAGGAGUACAAGGAAUCGCUGCUGGCAGAGACCGAAGAAUCCAAGCCCAAGACCGAUGAGGCAAAGGCCGAAGAAUCCAAUCCCAAGACCGAUGAGGCAAAGGCCGAAGAAUCCAAGCCCAAGACCGAGCAGACUCCCGAUGGUUUCGUGAAGGAUGUGUCAGGCCUCAUCGCCAUGAAGUUUCCGCAGUUCCUUCGCUCCAGCAAGCACAUGACAGGCUUUGUGCAGCAGUCUUUCGAUGGCAUCAAGGACGAGAAAACCUUGAUGAAACAGCGGUUGAAGUGGGCACGUAUGUUGGCUUGUUUGGUGGAGCUCACGGCAGGCAUGAAGCAUGCAGCGGUUGAGCUUGGCAAGCACAUCAGGGGAGUGGAAACGGCUGCUGUGCGGGCACAAGCAAAGCGGAAGGCUGACGAGGAGAAGAAGGCUGCACAGUCAGUGAGGAAGGAUGCGGAAGAACGUGCCAAGAAGAUCAAAGAUGCGGCUGCGGGCUCGGCAAAGAUCUUCUUCACUUGUCCUGCAGAUGCCUUCACACAGGUGCCACGAGUAUCGGUGAAGAAGGAGCUGGGCAACUCGGUGGACUUUGACAUCCCUUUCGUCGUUUCCGGCAACGACAUCGUGCAAGCGUGGAUGGCUGAGAAGCUCGUGACUAUGGUAAUAACAUCCUACGGCACCCGCUACAUCAAACAGGAUGCUAUCAAGAACGAGGGCAAGCACACUCAGCCGUUGCAGCCCUCGCAGGGAAAGGAGGCAACGGAGGCCAUGUUCGAGAAGCUGCUGUGCAACUUCAAGGGCAAGAUCGUGGACAUGAGCGAGGUGUCGGCCUCAUGGGGUACCACGUCGUGGCUCUUUGGCUACUCGAAUGACUUUGAGCAGUGCAACUUCACUCCAAACUCAGCCGGUGCGCUCAAAAUCUUGGUGUUCGGCAGCUUGAGUGUCUACAUGGUCCGGGCAUCCAGCCUGCUUGAGCUGCUUAACGAGCUCGGGCUGAAGGCUACAAGCACGAAGCAGCUGAUCGAGAUUAUGGAAAAGCUCUCGCCGGACAAUUUGAAGAAGAUGACUGAUGGUGGGCUUAAGUUUUAUCACUGCCAGCUUGAGAAGUCGGAAGUGAUGUGGGUGCCCACCGGCUGGCUGUUGUUCGAGAAGGUGAUCAACUCAGCCCUCUUGUAUGGCGUGCGCAAGUCAGUCUUCAUGCAGACUCCCAAAUUGAAAGAUGAUUACGGGAUCGUCCGCGACCUCUACCAGGCUAGUGGACACAAUGUGGACAAGAUGAUUGCAGUAAGCAAGCUCUUCGAGAAGUAG